GUUUCGUUGUUUCAUGUAAAUCAUCCUGAAUAUUGCUAUGGUGGCGCCAUAUGGGUGGGAAGGUAGGGAACUAAUGUUGUACGCAGCAACAUUGUGGGAGUCCAACGGCUGUAGUAACGGACGCUUUCAUUGGCUGUUACAUGAGGUGAGAAGAGCAUGACGAUUCCAUCAGCCAAUCACUGACUUCGUUUCUCAUUUGAGAAUCUCCGUCCCGUUAUAAGCUACAAAGGCAUGGUUGGGUAUGGUAGCCAUUUUACGCGAGUCCCUCGUUCCGUCUGAGCAGUAGUGCGUGUGUAGUCUUGCGGAGAAUAGAGUUUAAUCGUGUACCGGAAUGUUCUGUGGUUCGAAAUGAGUGAAUAAGUGUUUAGUGUUCCUGUCAGGUUGACACGGACCCACUACAUUAACCUAUCAUCCCACAUCACAACGUCGAGAUGACGUCGGCGAAGUCCAAGGAGAUAGCUGACGAGUAUAUCUCGUCGCUGUCUGACUUGACGAUCAACAGCAAGCCGCUCAUUAACAUGCUCACAAUGUUAGCAGAGGACAACGUCGAACAUGCUCCUGCGAUUGUCCAAGCCGUCGAGACCCACCUGCAAAAGGUGAGAAGCGACAUCAAGCUACCGGUUCUUUACCUCAUCGACUCGAUUGUCAAGAACGUUAACGGAGCCUAUCUAAACCUCUUCACGCAAAAUAUUGUCAAUACCUUUUGCGGUGUUUUCGAGAAGGUGGACGAGAACACGAGGGCCAGUAUGUGGAAAUUGCGACAGACUUGGAACGACGUUUUCCCGUCGAAGAAGCUGUUCUCUUUGGACGUGCGAGUGCAAAGUAUCGACCCUGCUUGGCCAAUCACGGCUUCUCCUACUGCCAUAUCUUCUGGGUCCAUACACGUAAAUCCGAGAUUUCUGUCAAUGCCGCAACCAACUACUCCGACGAUCGUACCGCCGAUUGUACCAGCCGUGAAGCUACCUCCUGGCGAUCCUGUGUCGACGACGGAGGCUGCAAUGAGGGAGCAACUGCUGAAGAAGCAGCGGGAGUUGUUGGAGUUGCAAAAGAAGAAGAUCGAGCUGGAAUUGCUUCAAGCGAAAGCCAGCUUGGAACAGCAGCAAAGACAACUGGACAAGCAAGCUGGGACUUUGAAAACGGAAGCGGCUUUACCAACAGUGCAGGUUCCGCCAUCAUUGGAGAAUGUACUUCAGGGAAAACCUGUUGCUCCUGUUGUGCCUAGUCAAGCGCCAAAACAGGUCCCUAAACAGUUUCCGGCUGCAACCGCAUCGCUGCUAAAAAACGCCGGGGGAAGUGCGGGCGGUACGCGAAUUGCUCCGGCAAGUAGCAUAGCCGUAGCAUCGGCUAGACCAGUAGUAUCGCGCGAUCCGCGACUGAAGUCAACGGCUCCAGUUCCGGAGCUGGGAACGGGAAACGUGGAUCCUCGACUCCGACAGGGAACGACUGGCCAAAAGGAUUCCAGAAUCGACGGCCAGACGCAACCAGUCCCUAACAUGAUCACUGUACUUUCAGACCAAUUAAAGCAGCAGUUAAUAUCGAAACAGGCUGUGACUAGCACUAUGAACAAGCCUUCGUCAAAUUUCGCCAGCUCAGAUACCUCGACGACAAAUGCUAGUAGUAAUAGUAAUGCUAAUGCGAAUCUUACUAGCUCGAGCACGAACAACAACACCAACAACAAUAAUAAAAGUUUCAGUGGUAACGCAAAUAAAGAUGCUGUCUCGCAUCGCACGAGCCAAAAGAAAGACCCCCGAUUGUCUAGUAAUAAUAGCGCUAAUCUAAACAGCAGUAGUACAAAGAGCGGUCAGGGUCAGUCGUCCGCGGGCGGCGGUAGCUCUUCGGCUUUGUCCGGGAGCGGUAGAGGAGCUGGAGGAAGCGGUGACUCCAAGUCGAAAGAUUCAAAGAGCUCAAGCUCGAGCUUGUCCUCGAGAGGCUCUUCGUCCUCGACCAAUGAGAAAUCCUCCGCUUCCUCGAAGUCCUCCCAUAGGAAACUAGGAAACAAAUCGCGGUCUAAGCAACCGCAAUCAUCGCCGAGCAAGAUGCCGAAGGUCGAGCGCGACUUCAGUCCUGCUAGGUCGAAAUCCCGCGAGAAGGACAGCGGCGAUAGUUCACCGUCCGUGCGUACCUCUCCUCAAUCCUCUCAAACAUCCAAGAACCGAAAGAAGAAUUCAAAAUCGAGAAAGCGCACCCCAAGUCCACCUUAUAGAAUCCCUCGGCGCAACGAGAACAAAUCCAUCUCCUCUUUGAGUAAUUCCGUUGGUCUUACCGAGGAGGAGCAAUCAGGUUCCUUGAUAGUAUCUCCUCCUCAUCCACCCACCUUCAAAGAGAUUAGACCCAACGCUCGACAAAGAAACUACGUGAGACGCAAUAAAGAAGGCAGCCACAGUCCGGAGCCAAAUGCGCCCGGUACAGUGCAGCUGACCCAGACUACUAUUUCUGAACCCAUCCUGGAUGCCUCCAGCAAGGACGAGGAUCUCAGGGCGACUAUACCAUUGGCCGGUGCUGCCAGUGCAAUCAACGUCUCAGAAAAGAAGGAAGAUUUGGAUCUUCGCGUGUUGCCAGCCGUUGGUGCCAACAAGAGACAGAGCACCGAGCAUCUGGAAUCUUCUGUAUCUAAGAAAACAAAGGCAGAGAAGUUCGAUGCUUUGUUUGGAAAUGAGGACGUCGACUUGCGAACCCUGACACAUCCUAAAGCUGGUAGACCUCCGACACCACCUCCACCCGUCAUAUCUGGCGAGGAUGGAAAAGAAGGGUGGGCGAAGCUGAAAACACCAUCGAAGGGUGAUCGAGAAAAACAAACAGGUGGUCCAGAUGAUAAGCGUGAACGAGAUCGUAACAGAGAUCGCCUUGGAAGGCCUCGAUUAUAUAAUAAAUUACCUGACGAUCCUAAGGAGAGGCGAAGAACUCUUUCGAGCGACGAUCAAGAUCCAAGAGGUGCUGGUCGUCGCGGUAGAGAUGAUAAACCAGAGAGAAAUGCGGAUAGGAAUAUUGAAAUUAUUAUGAAACAGGCUGCCGAGCAGUUGAAUCAGGGUUCUAUCACUAAGACACAAUAUAAUACACUGAUUCAGGAGGUUCUGCAGAUGAGCGAAGAUCAGAAAUUGAGGGCAGCUCAGCGAAAGGAAAAGGAAACCGGGUCGAUAGUUUGGGAAAAGGGUGUGAACAAUCUUGAUAUUAAUUUGACUCCUGAAAGAGCAACGUUCAGUCCGUCGAGCGAUGGAGAAGGUCACCGAGGUGGCAAAGAUAUGGCGUUAUCCAGGAAUCAGAACGGUCCCAGAUGGCAGAAUCAGCCAUGGCAGCAACCGGGACCGUGGGCGCAUCCGCCAGGUCCAGCAUUUUCUGGACCUCAGGGACAUUUUAAUUCAGACUAUCGACCAAUGGGUCCUUGGCAAGGACCAAGGCACUAUGGACCUCUCAGACCAGAAUAUAACCAGUAUCAUGGCGGUUUCAAUCAAAACAUGCCAAAUCCACGAUUGGGUCCAGGAAUGAUGGGUUCUAUGGGACCCAAUGGACCGAUGAUGUCAAAUAUGAUGACGAAUGGACCUAUUGGGCCAAUGGGCAUGUCUAAUUCUCCAAUUGCACCUGGAAUCGGAAUGGCGGGAAUGAAUGGACCAGGUUCAAUGAUCAUGAACAAUGGACCAAUCACGAGCAAUCCAAUGCCAAAUAUUAUGGCCAACUCUAACGUAGGAUCUCUUGGUUCUGGAACUACAGGAGGUAGAAAUAUAUCGCCAAGCACGAUGUCUAAAUAUGAUAACGAAGAUAAUGAAAACAGUUAUGGCGGAACGCUAGUCAAGAAUCAAGGACAAUGUAAUCGUGAAUUACCUCUACCGGAUCCUAAACUAUUGGAAGAGAUUUCUAAUGACUCCAUGAAAUCAAUAAACAUCGAUACUAUUCCAAGAGAGAUAAGAUACUAUGGGCAAACUGGUGUUGUCUUUAUGAGUUGGGACGAUCCAAGAGAAAUUGGUUUCCAGGAUGGCAUAAGGAGGGUUCUCAUCGACGACAAAGAUACCAUCACCUGCGCAUUUAAUGAUCCUUACAAGGAAUUCAUGUACGAGGGUGAAGUUCACAGAAUUCGACUAGGCGCACCGACGAGGGAAUUAUACAUUGAUGAUCGCUGGUAUGAAUGCUACUUUGGUGGACCAGCAAUUACAAUAGAAUUGGGAGACAAGAAAGUCAAUGUAAAGCUAGAGGGUCCACCACCUCAAGUCAAGAUAGGAACAGUCAAGAGAACUGAUCUUGUAGUCGGCAAGAUAAAUCUAAUUAUCAAUGCCAGGAAUAUGGUUCCUGUGUUCCUUGACGCUAAACCACAAAUAUUUGAAAUUGAAGGAAAGCCACAUACACUCGAAUUCAUAGACGCGUUGCAAACUGUACUUUUGAAUGGGCGACCGUUCAAAGUAGAAUUUGGAGGACUGCCCAAACCCAUCGUUGUCAGGGAUAAGAAGCAUUUCAUAAGGUUUUCUGUAUUGCCAAGAGGCGUGCGUGCUGGAUGCGUAAGAAUAGCUGGAAUGAGAGGGGAAGGUCCAAUUGAAUCGCCACCACCACCUCCUCAGGCAGUUAGCAAAUCUAAAAUGGAUGUUGUGUCAGUUGCACCGACGCUACCAGCUGUGGAACCUGAUACGACGUCACAAGAUGGAUCUGAUCUUGCUUCGACUCCAAAACCAGAUUUACAACUGGAUAUUUUGUCGUCAGUGCUGCCAUCUGCAAUGGCACCUUCUUCUGGACUUUCAUAUCAUGCAGAACCCACGGAAAGUUCUGCGGCACCGGCACCUGUAUUAUCCUUACCAUUGAAUAUGAACGAGCUAUUCCAAAGGCUCGUUGAGACCGGUAUAGUUCCUAAUGUAGCCGAACAAAAGAAACCGGAAGAAGAAGAAAAGAAGGAACCGGAAAUACUACCGGUGUCUUUCGACAAGCCAGAAACUCUUAAAAUUAAGCAGCCGGCUAUUGCAGCAACACUGUACAGUGGGAUGCAAUGUAGCUCUUGCGGUGCAAGGUUCGCACCUGAACUUGCAACUAGAUACAGUCACCAUCUUGACUGGCAUUUUAGACAAAACAGACGUGAAAGAGAUUCUGCCAGGAAGGCUCAUUCACGACCCUGGUAUUAUGAUGUCAGUGACUGGAUUCAGUUUGAAGAAAUUGAAGAUCUCGAAGAUAGAGCACAAAGUUGGUUCGAGACUGAAAAGCAGACUGCGGAGAGCGAAGGUGCUGCCGCCGAGGACUCUCCUCAGGAAACUGUGCAACCUAGUGUUCCUACGGGAUCUGAUGAGGAGUCGAGGUGUCAGGUCUGCCACGAUGCUUUCGAACAGUUCUACAACGAAGAAAAGGAGGAAUGGCAUUUGAGGCCAGCAGUCAACUUCGAAGGCAAGAAUUACCAUCCCCUGUGUCUGGAGGAUCAUAAGGAAAAGAAUCUUGUGCGAGUCCUGGAGAAGACGGCGUUGGCGCUUGACGAGACUCUGGCGGAGCUUGAGGACGAGAAGAAAGAGGAAACGCAAGUUAGUACAGAGGAAGCUAAGGAAGGGGAAGACGAGCAGGAGGAAUAUGAUCCCGAGCAGCCGAUAAAGGAUUCCGUAUUAGACGAGUCGAUGGAAACGUCAUGCGAAACGAGUGCGGAGACUCCUGUGGAAACAGAGAGUACCGAUCAGUCCAAAAAGACAGAGGAUGAUGAACUGCAAGAUGAAGUUGAAAGAGAUAAAGACGAAGCAGAAACGCAGUCGGCGAAUGAAAGUGCAGAGCUGUCAGAACCUAACAAAGAGGGAUCGGAAACGUCGGUUCAAGAGGAAAAAGAAAAAACGGAGGAGACGGAGAUCGAGUCUUUUGAGAAUAUUAAAAUUAAAGAAGAACCCAUCGACGCGGAUGACUUUCCCCAAGGUCAGGAUGAGGAGCAGCUGGAGUUUGCCAACUUAGAAAUAAAGGAAGAACCCCUCGAUCCGGAGCCCGAGCCGGAUGAGAGCGUAGUCAGUGAACCAGCAAUGGUUGACACGACCCAUGCUGCCAUGAAGAGUUCAAUCGAUGGUAACGUCGAAUUGGAAUCAGCACCAACGUCCAUUCCUGCGGCGCCAUCCCGGAUAAAGAUCAACAUAACGAAACCCUUGAACACAAGCAGUAACAAGGAAAGCGAAGAACCAAAGGAGAAGCCACAAACAGAGACCCCCCACGAGGAGAAUCCUGAACCGUUGCAUCCAGCAUCGAUAAAACCCAGUUUGCAGGGAAGAAAAUUGUCGACCUUGCCCCCAGUGGAUAAAGGACACGAGCUGUCCGGACUCUGCUCCAUCAUGUAAAUAGUAUUAUACAAAGUGGUCGAUGAUUAAUUUAAGAACGACGUGACCGGGCUCCUAGGGAAGCAUCACUGACUUUUCAUUUCUGUCUAGAUAUAGUUAGAUACUAAGACUCUGUGCACGCAACAUUUACGUGACUUUCUGUACAGCCUUUACGACAUAACGAAGGACGGCUAGAAUUAUUUUUUUCUCUUUCACGUACUGGAUCUUCGUGGUUAGUUUGUUCGCUUACUGGCAGUCGUAUGAGCAAUUUCUCAUUUACCGAAUUAACGUUUCAAAUAAUUGCUACAUUGAUAAUUGUGGAUUGGGCGAGGAAGAAGACUUUUUUCAUUUCAUGUUUGUCUUUUGAUUUCGUUUUUUUUUUUUAAAGAUUUUUUGUUACUAGCGUGUCAGUCGCAAUGUCGUGUCGGCUAGUAGGUCCUUGGGCAACUUGUAAAGAGAGAAAAGGUAAAUGAGUGAGCGCUGAUUUAAAGAAUAUUGGCGCGUAAAUAUGUCACAAGGUCGUAAAUUGGCGAAAUCUGUAUAUAUUAGUUGUAGACUAGCUGCUAGAAUCUAACGUAGCUCUCGAGAAUAACGUGAACUGGCAUUCCUCGUAGUAUCGCGUGCAGUCGAGUAUGAGUCGUGACAACUAAUUGAAAUAGUUGACGAACGAAUCGAUACCUACGACUCGCACAAAGGACAUAGAGAUUUCAUACCGUUUAUAAUACUUUGUAAAAGAUAUGAGGAAGAGUUGUGAAAAGUAUAGUUGAGGAUACUUUUUGAGUUUUUACAAAUCAUGAUACUUAUUUUGUUUUUACGUCAACUCUAGACUGAAGAAGAUAGCUUGAGAGAAGCGAAUGUGGUGCCUGCAGAAGCACAUUCAUUGAAGAUCAAUGAGAGAUAGUCUCGUCUUCAGUUGUUAAAAGUGUACAAAAUGUGUGAUAUAUGGUUAUCUAUUUUAAUGUACAUACAUCCGGCGACAAUACCGCUCGCAGAUAAUAACGGAUAAGCGAAAUUACUAUAGAAAAUCAUUAUUUUGUUGUAUAAAAAGAAACACUUGUUGAUCA
Molecule: messenger RNA, 7312 nt
Organism: Cephus cinctus (wheat stem sawfly)
Lineage: Eukaryota; Metazoa; Arthropoda; Insecta; Hymenoptera; Cephidae
Gene: Pcf11
Exons: 16
Coding region: 432-6269 (1945 amino acids)
Biological process (GO): termination of RNA polymerase II transcription
Cellular component (GO): mRNA cleavage factor complex; cytoplasm
Molecular function (GO): RNA polymerase II complex binding; mRNA binding
Source: RefSeq, a predicted model, not a curated record